AUGGCGCCCAACAGACCGUUCGCCAACUAUCCCGGAGCCAAAGCUGUCAAGCUCAGCGCCACCCCGGCAGACGCUGCUGAGGACGACAAGAACCCCAUCCUCAAUGGACUCCCACUCGUCGCCGCGGCGAGCCUGGUCAACAACGUCCCCACGCUGCAGAGGUUCUUCUGGAACAACGCAAAGUUCGGCGUCACGCGCGACAUGCCUGAGCUUGGCGACUAUGAUUACCGCCUUCACCCAGAUGUUGUCCCCCUGCCGAUCAGAGGCGAAGAAAACACCGAGCUCGACCUCGACUUUGGCCUCGACCUCAAGACCCCGGCCCCCGAGUCCAAGGGCCGUUACCUCUCGAGCGUCGACUAUCAGACCCGCUACCGCGACGGCACCCUCACGCCCCUCGACGUCGUCUCGGCCCUGCUGCCGCUGACGCGCCGCAACCAGACGCCGGAGAACAAAUACCAGAACGCCUGGGUCGACAGCUACGACAACGAGUGGCGCGCCCGCGAGGCGGCCGAGGCGUCGACGAAGCGCUGGGCUGAGGGUAAGCCCCUCGGCCCGCUCGACGGCGUGCCCGUGUCGGUCAAGGACGACGUUGACGUCGAGGGCUACGUGUCGCACAUGGGGCUGCGGUACUACCCGAAGCUGCCCUUCUUCGCGGCGGCCAAGGAGACGGCCGGGCCGAUCCGGGCGCUCGAGGAGGCCGGCGCCAUCGUCGUGGCCAAGAACGCCAUGCACGAGCUCGGUUCCGACACGUCGGGCUGCAACCCGACCUGGGGCACGCCCACCAACUUCCACAACCCGGCCUACUACCCGGGCGGCUCGUCGUCGGGCGGCGGCUCGGCCCUGGGCGCCGGCCUCGUGCCCAUUGCCAUCGGCACCGACGCCGGCGGCAGCAUCCGCGUGCCGGCCUCCGCCAACGGCGUCUACGGCCUCAAGCCCACGCACCACCGCACCAUGACCAUGCGCCACUCGUGCUGCGUCAUGGGACCCCUCGCCGCCACCGUCACCGACCUGACGCUCGCCUACCGCGUCAUGGCCCGCCCGCGCUCCGACGACCCGGGUCAGGCUCAGCUCGCGCCAUCGCUGCCGCCGCCGCCAGCCACCCACAAAAAGGUCAUCGCCGUCGACAAGGCGUGGUGGGCGCGCGCCGACCCGGCCGUGCGCGCCGCCUGCGACGACGCCCUCGCGCACUACAAAGCGCAGGGCUACGCCGUGCUCGACACGGCGCUGCCGCACCUGCGCGCCGCCCAGCUCGUGCACUCGCUGCUCUGCAUCGCCGAGAUGCACGCCGACGUCAGCGCCCGGCUGCCCGAGUACCGCUCCGUCAUCAACGCGCCGAACCGCCUGCUGCUGUCCAUCGCCUCGCAGACCCCGGCCGCCGACUACCUCGGCGCCGGCCGCCUGCGCCAGCUCAUCAUGCAGCACCUCGCCUCGCUGUUCGAGGCCCACCCGGGCCUGCUGCUCGUCACCCCGACAUCGCCGCUCAACGGCUGGCGCCGCGGCGCCGGCGACGACGCCCGCGGCAUGAGCGAUGCCAACAAGACCAUUGCCGCCAUGUCGUACGUCUUCCUCGCCAACCUCACCGGCUGUCCCGCCGUGACCGUGCCUGUGGGCUACGCCGCGCCCGCCGAGGGCGAGGGUGAGGGCGGCAGGCUGCCCGUCGGACUCAUGGCGCUCGGUGAGUGGGGUGCCGAGGAGCAGCUGCUCGCGUGGGCGGGCGAGAGCGAGCGAUACCUCAGCGACAAGGUCGAGGGCGGCAGGGUGCGGCCCGAGGCGUGGGUGGACGUGCUGAAGCUGGCCAAGGAGGCCAAGGCCAAGGGGAAACAGAGUGUGUGA
Molecule: messenger RNA, 1833 nt
Organism: Verticillium nonalfalfae
Lineage: Eukaryota; Fungi; Ascomycota; Sordariomycetes; Glomerellales; Plectosphaerellaceae
Exons: 3
Coding region: 1-1833 (610 amino acids)
Molecular function (GO): catalytic activity
Source: RefSeq, a predicted model, not a curated record